Molecule: messenger RNA, 5985 nt
Organism: Phyllopteryx taeniolatus (common seadragon)
Lineage: Eukaryota; Metazoa; Chordata; Actinopteri; Syngnathiformes; Syngnathidae
Product: soluble guanylate cyclase 88E-like
Exons: 16
Coding region: 1861-4305 (814 amino acids)
Biological process (GO): response to oxygen levels; nitric oxide-cGMP-mediated signaling; cGMP biosynthetic process
Cellular component (GO): guanylate cyclase complex, soluble
Molecular function (GO): oxygen sensor activity; heme binding; guanylate cyclase activity
Source: RefSeq, a predicted model, not a curated record
UCUCUCUCAUUGUUGUCGUAUUUAUUCGGUUCUUAUUUUUCUUGUUUCUUGCUGUUUCCAGCUCCUGUUGUGGCUCCGCACAUCCACUUUAGUUAUUCAUUCUCUCUACUUAGUUGUUUUCCGCAUCAAUGUUGGUCCAAUAUUUAGCGUGGUCGUUCAAAACAGUUGAUUUCUUUACAUUCGCCUUUAUUAUAUCUUUUUUAGAUUUACUGUAGAUUUGACAGUACCGUGCAAUUUGCGUGUAUAUGUGCGUGCAUGUGCUAGAUGCACAUAUGAUGUGUGUUCUAGCCUCUCACAAAUCUGUCGUUGCCAAAAGGUCACUCACACUCUUCUUUUCCCAAUUUUAACAAGCACCUUCCUCUGCAAACGCAAUAACACAAGCUGUCCCAACAGUGCUCCCUAGUGGAGCGACCCCACACAAACACUAACUGCAAGUCCAAGUUCAAGAACAUUUCAACAAGUGACACAUAUCCCAUGUGACUGUGUUUACAUUCACAGAACACGUGAAACAACACGAAUGCCCAAAUUACACAGAAAUAACUACAAACGCAACAACAUUUGAACUAAACAAUAAUACAUAAAAAUACAAAUAUUCAACAUUACACUGUGUUUUAAGUUUGUCUGGACUGACUCUUCUUCCCAUUGAUUAAAAUGAGGGGAACAUACACAUUACUACACUGGCCACCAUCCGAAAUUCUUUUCAUUAUUUAAUGAUGAACGCACCUCUUAUGUAGCGAAAUUUACUCCACAUCUCAUUUAAUGUGUAUACGGCUCUAACGUAGCAUACUGUAUGUAUUUAGUUCAUAUCUAAUGUUGUAUAAACCCCGAUGUAGCAUAUUUACGUCAUAUUGUAAUAUUCUCUACAUUAAUGGAGUCAGUCUGUUAGUUAUUUUGUUACUCAGUCAGAUAGUCAGUCACUCAUUUAGUUAGUCACUAAUUUAGUAUGUCAGUCAAAUUUAGUAAGUCAGUCAUUUAGUUAGUUACUCAGUCAGUCAGUCAGUCAUUAAUUUAGUUAAUCAGCCAUUUAGUUACUCACAAAUUUGGUUAAUUAGUCAGUCAGUCAUUGUGUUAAACCUUCCGCCAGUUACUUAGUCAGUCAAUCAUUACAUCAAUUUCAUAGUUAGCUCCUCGGUAAUUUAGUUAAUCAGUCUUUCAGUUAGUUAGUCAGUCUGUUAGUUAGUUAGUCAUCAGUUCAUCAGUCAGUCAGUCAUUUAGUUAAUCAUUCAGUCAUAUAGUUCGUCAGUCAAUAACUUAGUCAGCCAUUUAUUAGUUACUCAGUCAGUCAGUUAAUCAGUCACUAAUCUAAUUAGUCAUUUAGUUAGUCGUUUCAUUAGUUAUGACUUGAUUGCAAAGCAUGUCGGAGUGGAUUUUGUUUUGUUUGGCAGCUGCCACAAACACACCUCACUUGGUCUAUUUUGGACCUGCUCACCUGUUGACCUGACAGCCAAGUGUCUGCGUGUGCGUUUUACCUGUCAUGUGCAGGUGGUCUCGGUGAGCGGUGAUGUGCGCCGAGGUUCAGCCUCGCACACUCACAGCCCGAGACCACACAGGGCUGCGCCUCUGCGGGUAAGAAGACUUUUGCCGGCCGCCUCGCGUUCUGAUCCGGUUCCGAUCCGUUUGCCGCUUCUGGGAGCCCACUUGGACCGAGUAGCUUUGUUGUUUUUUUCUCCUCCGAAUGGACCUGUUUUGAACCUGCAGAGCGUGGCUGUGCUUUUCAUGAGGUUGAGCGACACCAAGGUGAACCCGAUCUCGAGGCUCUUUUCACCGGAUCCGCCUCCCCCCAGUUUGUGUUCUCCCCUCAGCUGAGCAGUUAAGUCGGGCAGCGAUACGGAGGUCCCUAGCGCCACCAGCGCCGCCAAGAUGUACGGCCUGUACCUGGAAGCGGUCAACGACUACAUCAACGAGUCCUACGGAGAGGACGUGUGGCGGCUGAUCGAGAACCGAGCAGAGAUCCCACAUCUCAAGUUUGUCAGGCAUCAGAUGUACAAUGACAACUUGAUCCUGCGUCUGGCCAAGGCGGCAGGCGAAGUUUUGGGAAAGACGCACGACGAACUGAUGUACGCCUUUGGAGUUUACAUGGUCAAAAGGAUCGGAAACUACGGCUAUGAGCGUAUCCUCAAGGUUUUGGGUCGAAACGUGCGUGACUUCAUCAACGAGCUGGACAACCUGCACGAGUAUUUCCGCUUCUCCUUCCCCAAAGUGCAGCCACCCAGCUUCUGCGUGGAGGAGGAGUGCGAGACCAGUCUGACGCUGCACUACCGAAGCACACGCAAAGGAUUCACGCAGUUUGUCAAAGGCCAGCUCUCUCAAGUGGGCCGUCAGUUCUACAACACGGACAUCGAAGUGGAGAUCUUGUCUAAGGAGGAGACGGAGAAGAUGACUUAUGUGGUGUAUAAGAUGAACUUUGACAACGCGGCCUUCAAGCACCGCAUGCCACAGCAAAAGACGGCGCCCAGCUAUGAGAAGCUUCCCAUGAAGCGAGGUAUCUUUUUUGACAUGUUCCCCUUCAGCGUAAUCUUCCGCCGCGACAUGACCAUGUACCGCAUUGGCGACGGCCUCAAAGAGGUCUUCUCUGACCUCCAGGGCAAGAAGGUGAACGAGGAGUUCACCCUGGUCAGGCCCAUGCUGGAGUUCAGCUGGGACAAUAUCUACACCCACCUAAACAAUGUCUUUGAGCUGAUGUCUAAAGCAGUGGUGGAGAGCAAACAAAAAGUCAACAUUCCCAAACUCAACAAGGAGGAACCUGAAGAGAAAGAGGAAAGCGAGAAGACCAAGAGGGAAGAAGAACGAGAGCAAAAGUCUGCAGAGAUGAAGGGCACAGAUCAGGAAUACAGCAGCACUCUGGCUCAGUACAACAGCGCGGCCAACUCAGGAGGUGAAGACAUCGAGUUGCUGGCCUUCCAGACCGUCACAGGCAAAUGCAGUGAGACAAUCUUUGAGGACAUGAGAGAGCCCCCCAAAAAGCCUCUCCACCUGAAGGGCCAGAUGAAGUACGUUCCCCAAUGGGACUCUCUCAUCUUCCUGGGGACGCCCAUCAUUGAGACGGUGGAAGACAUGAUCAAAAUGGGUGUCUACGUCAAUGACUUGAACCUGCACGACUCAAGCCGAGAGCUGAUCCUGGCCGGGACGCAGCAGUCGGCCGAGCUGCUGCUGGCCCUGGAUCAGGAACAACAAAAGUACGCUCAGCUGCAGGAGAUCAUCAAGAAGCUGGACGAAGAGAAGAAGCGCGGAGACUCCUUGCUGUACGCCAUGAUCCCCAAAGCAGUGGCCGACCGCCUCAGGAAGGGAAUCACCGCCCUGGAGACAUGUCAGGUCUUUCCAGACGUGACCAUCCUGUUCAGCGAUGUGGUCAAGUUCAAUGAGAUCUGCAUCCACAUCACACCCAUGCAGGUGGUGGACAUGCUCAACGAGAUCUACAUCGUCUUUGACACGCUCAGUGAGAAGCACAACGUCUACAAGGUGGAAACCAUUCGUGACGCCUACAUGGUGGUGGCGGGCGUGCCCAACAAGACCACCUUCCAUGCGCAUCACAUCUGCGACAUGGCCCUGGACAUGCUGAGCUCCAUCGACCACCUGAAGGACCCGUCCACGGGGGACAACAUCCAGAUCCGAGUGGGUAUCCACUCGGGAAUGGUGGUGGCCGGUGUGGUGGGCCUGAAGAUGCCUCGCUAUUGUCUCUUUGGUGAUACGGUCAACACCGCCUCCAGGAUGGAGAGCAAUGGCGUGGGUAUGCAGAUACACAUCAGCCAGACCACCAAAGACCACCUGGAACACGAGCCAUACAUCAUUGAGGAGAGGGGCAAGAUCUUUGUCAAGGGUAAAGGCUACAUGAAGACGUAUUGGCUGAAGGGAAAGAAAGAUCUUUCCUUCAAGACUCCAGCAGAGUUGCGCUACAGCAGCGAGCAGAAGAACUCUGAAGACAAAAGCUCGAAUGGCUCCACGAGCACCAACACCAAGCACAUUUCCUCCAGCCAACCCAUCAGGGGUGGCGAGGAGCAGGCGGAGGGCAUGCUCAGCCCCAGCGACCUCCCCCAGGAUGCCCUGCCGCCGCCGGAGUCCGCCAGCGAGCUCCUGGACGGGCAGGGUGAUCUCCAGGAGAAGGAGAGGUCCAAAAAAACUAAGAACAACAAGGGCGCCAAGGCGGAGGCGGGGCAGGGGAACGUGGCGUCGGAGCUGGGGCCGCCCGCCGACGGCCCCGAGAACCCGGGACCCCUCCUCAACAUGAAGAGGAACAGCUUCCGGCAGCAGUACGUCAAGCUCCCCGCCAACCUGCCCAUUCGGAGCGCCUCCUGUAUUCUCCUGUGAGCCCAGGACACCAUGACAUUAUUAUGAUGUCAUAACAUCACAACGUCACGAUAACAGGGUGUGUCAUGAUGUUGUGACGUUGAGAAACAAGGUAUGGAAAGCCGUUUUAAGCAUUUAUUCGAUAUCCUUGAUAUUCAGCUUCAGGUCUUCGGCCUUACGAGUAAGACAAACUGUUAUAUGCGCAACCUACUUCCAAAUUCGGCAAAAAAAGCACUUCCUCCUCUCUCAGGUCAAUGGCGAAAGGGAACCAAAGGAACAUUAAACGUCUAUAAUGUCUUUUUUUAAACACUUGAUGUCAACACAGAGCCAUCAAAUAUUACAAUAUUCGAUGUUUAGGCUUCGUUCCUGUUUACAUAUAUUAUUAUUGUAUAAAUAAAUGAUAGACUUGUAUUUAACUUUUGUCCGAAGACAACAGCCAUAAACAAAAACCUUUGCAAGUUCGGCUUCAAAACAAUGAUGUCAUCAAACCAGUCAUGCUUAGUAGUGUAGCAUACACAGAAUGUCAGCUAUCCACUUUUCCGCGUUUGGUCACUUUCGGGCUACUAGUACGUACCUAAACCUUACUACUAAACUACUGUGCUGAACUCGUAACACUACUACACCCAACUAGUAAGCAUGUCACACACUAGUAGCUUCCUUAUCAGGAAUAUCGAAUAAAUGCUCAUACAGUUACUAGUGAGGCUAGUACUUCUAGUAAUACUGUAUUAUAAAAUUCUACAAGUUAACAUCUUGAACUUCACUAGCAGUGGGUAGAACCAAGUCUUUUCAAAAAUUGUUGAUUUAUUAAAACUUAUAAUUUAUUUUAAAUGUUUUUAAUUCUGCAAAGUUAUGUGCACACAAACACAAUGAUCACUUUAUUUAAAAAAAAAACAAUGGUAACGUUUUUACCAUUUUUACAAUAAUAAUAAAAUGUACGAUUUGUUUUUGGGCAAUGAAAUAAACCUCUUUCAGGCAAACAUACUUGAAUUGACUGAGCCUAGACAUGUCAACUGUGUUGUUGAAAGUAAGCAAAGCAAAGCAAAUUUAUUUAUAUUGCGCAUUUCAUACACAAGGUAACUCAAUGUGCUUUACAUGAUUAAAAGCAUUUAAAAAAAAAAAAAAAAAAAGAAAGAAAACAGAUUAUAAACAUUUAAAACAAAUAGAAAAAAAAAAUAAACCUGCUCUGACCUCUUUGUUCGGGUCAGAACCCAAGCCGCAGCAUUCUGAAUGAGGUGCAGCUGUUUAAUGCUCUUUUUAGGGAGUCCAGUCAGAAGACCAUUACAAUUGUCAAGUCUACUUGAGAUAAAAGCAUGGAUGAGCUUCUCCUGGUCUGCUUGACACAUGCAAGCCUUCACUCUGGAUAUGUUCUUCAGAUGGUAGAAGGCAGUUUUAGUAAUUGAUUUGAUAUGACAGUUGAAAGUCAGGUCGGAAUCUAUCAGAACAGACUUGGUUUCAGACUUGGUCUUUGGUUUUUAAAGAGUUUGACUCCAGGUAUUUACUAACAGCAAUUAUCUUUUGUUUAUUGCCAAAAACAAUUAUCUCAGUUUUGUUGUGGUUUAAUUGAAGAAGAUUUUAGCUCAUCCAGAUAUUUAUCUGUUUUAGACACAUGAUGAUUCUGAUUAUUGUUAUAAUGAGUGAGACAUUCUACUUCUUCUUGUAUAUGAUAGAUUGUAUUUAUAUAAAAUGGAUGGACAGCCUCUA